This is a messenger RNA of Camelus dromedarius (Arabian camel), 1927 nucleotides long. It is a transcript of the gene PRAME, whose product is annotated as PRAME nuclear receptor transcriptional regulator. Gene Ontology annotation, cellular component: cytoplasm. The record is from RefSeq and is a predicted model, not a curated record. Bases 281 to 1822 code for a protein of 513 amino acids. Lineage: Eukaryota; Metazoa; Chordata; Mammalia; Artiodactyla; Camelidae. Gene Ontology annotation, biological process: negative regulation of DNA-templated transcription; negative regulation of cell differentiation; negative regulation of apoptotic process. The transcript has 7 exons.
CCGUUAUUUCCAGGCCCCGUCGUGACUUUGUCCGAAGGGGUCCCUGGGUGGAAAGUACAGAAGCCUGAGCUCAGGACCAGGGCAAGCUGAGGCCAUCGGAGGGACCGCGGAGACCAGACAGGGCGUCUGAGAGGGGACCGCGUGGCGAGGCGUGGCCGCACAAAACACUUGGGUGGACACUGGUGACUGAGUUUCGGAGGACCUGAGGCCAGUCGGAGCUGGACCAGCGUGGGUGGAAGACAUCUUCAGCUGUCUUACCUCAAACAUUUGGAUAAUUUUGAUGUGGCCCAAACUCCCUCAACGAGUAUACUUCCAGGACUCAUUCCGCAGCAGAUUCUUCAGCAUGGGCGUCCAGACCCCACUCCGACUCCUGGAACUGGCAGGCCAGAGCCUGCUGCGGGACGAGGCCUUGGCCAUCGCCGCCCUGGAGGAGCUGCCCACCGAGCUCUUCCCACCGCUGUUCACAGUGGCUUUUGCUGGGAGGCACAGUGAGAUGCUGAAGGCCAUGGUGCAGGCCUGGCCCUUCCCCUGCCUCCCGCUGGGGUCCCUGAUGAGGGAGCACCAGCCUCACCUGGACACCUUCCAAGCUGCAAUCGAUGGCCUGGAUGUCCUGCUCACCCAGGAGGUCCGCCCCAGGAGGUGGAAGCUGCAGGUGCUGGAUUUGCGCAGGAACGCUCACCAGGACUUCUGGGCCAUGUGGUCCAGCAGCAGGGCCAGCCUGUGCUCACUGCUGGAGCCAGAGGCCGCCCCGCCCGUGAGGAAGAGGCGGCGAGUGGAAGUUUCGAGGGCAGGGCCAAAGCAGCCUUCGGUCCCCGUGGAGGUGCUCAUUGACCUAUGCCUCAAGGAGGGCACCCCUGACCAGUCCCUCACCUACCUCCUUAAGAAGGUCAAGCAGAGGGGAGGCUCACUCCGGCUGUGCUGUCAGAAGCUGAAGAUUUUUGCGAUGCCAAUGCAGACCAUCCAGAAGGUCCUGAAAAUGGUGCAGCUGGACUCUGUCCAGGAUCUGGAGGUGAACUGCACCUGGAAGCUGGCCACCCUGGGGAGGUUCGCACCUUACCUGGGCCAGAUGGGUAACCUGCGCCGGCUCCUCCUGUCCCACAUCCACAUGGCCCCGCACGCCGCGCCGGGGGAGGAAGAGCACUGUGUCAGCCAGCUCACUGCACAGUUCCUCAGUCUGCACCACCUGCAGGAGCUCUACCUCGACUCCAUCUCCUUCCUCGAGGGCCGCCUGGACCAGGUGCUCAGGUGCCUGAAGGCCCCCCUGGAGACCCUGUCGAUAACCAACUGCCUGAUUUCGGAAUCAGACCUGAUGCAUCUGUCCCAGUGCCCGAGCAUCACUCAGCUGAAGGACCUGGGUCUCAGUGGGGUCAGCCUGACCAAUGUAAGCUCUGGGCCCCUCCAAGUUCUGAUCGAGAGAACCUCUGCCACCCUCCAGGACCUGGACUUGGACGAGUGCGGGAUCAUGGAUGCCCAGUUCAGUGCCAUCCUGCCUGCCCUGAGCCGCUGCUCCCAGCUCAUGACCUUUAGCUUCUGCGGCAACCCCAUCUCCAUGGCCGUCCUGGAGAGCCUGCUGUGCCACACCGUGGGGCUGAGCAAGCUGAGCCACGUGCUGUACCCUGCGCCCCUGGAGAGCUACGAGGACGUGGGCGGCACCCUGCACCUGGGCCGGCUGGCCCAGCUGCACGCCCGGCUGAAGCAGAUGCUGCGGGAGUCGGGCCGGCCCAGCAUGGUCUGGUUCAGCGCCAACCCCUGUCCCCAUUGUGGGGACAGGACCUUCUACGACCCAGACCCCAUCCUGUGCCCCUGUUACAUGCCUGACUAGCCGGGUACCCGCAUCCCAGACCUCCUUCUGGGCAUUCGCAUGUGGCCGCCCAGACCUAGGUGCAUCUCAAAGGGACACAAGCCACAGUUUCAGACCAUUGUUCAG